AUGCUUCUCAAAACUGUUUUUUCCACUGGCCUCCUGGCUACCCUUGCAACGGCUAAACACGGAGGUGUCGAAAAUGUCAAAUUCUCUCCGAACAGCCAUAAGCACGCAACGCGAGGGGGCGGCUGGAAUCCGGAAGACCAGAGUGGAGACUCGCAAGUUUACUUCCACUGUGACACGCACACCUAUCCAGAUCCUGGUGGCGCCGAAGGAGAGGGCGAAGGCGGAUCCGGUAUCAGCAACUCUUCUUUGGAAGUUCAUCUCCCUGACGGAACCGUGCUGAAGCCAUCCGCGUCCGACUGCAAGCAAGACCGCGAUCGUGGAGUGGCUAGUUACUUUCAAAUUUGCACGGUGAACCACCCUAAUCUUGAGGCUGGCCAUCUCAUCGUUCAUAUGUUCUAUCUUGACAUCGGAUCCGAAUGCUCAAUGAAUUUCAGCUACCGGGGUCAGGAUUACUUCGUGAAUAAUCAACAGUCCCCUCCCACGAACUCAUGCGGUUGGAGUGAUGGUGGGUUUCAAGCAUUCGGGGCUUCUUUGACCGAUGUCUGCUACUUCAACAUUGCAAGUCACGAUCCAUCCGAUACGACGCAAGGUCAGGGAUCUGUCGGUACUGUUUCUCAGUCUGACUUGACGCCCGGAGCGACCCUGUCCCAAGGUAGUACACCUACCCCUCUCCGUCGCAGGACCAUUGUGUGA
Molecule: messenger RNA, 693 nt
Organism: Penicillium manginii
Lineage: Eukaryota; Fungi; Ascomycota; Eurotiomycetes; Eurotiales; Aspergillaceae
Exons: 2
Coding region: 1-693 (230 amino acids)
Source: RefSeq, a predicted model, not a curated record